AUGGACUUUGUGGACGCCAAUAGUGGUCCUUUCAAAGCUGCAUCGCUGGAAGCUGUUAAACUUUUGGAACAAGGAGAUGUGAGAGAUGUUAAUCCAGAUGAGCAAUGUAACAUUUGCAUGGAUUGUUAUGGAACUUAUGAAAGUGUUCGUACAAGUCCUUAUGCGACUGUACUAAAAAUGCCUUGUAACCAUGUUUUCCAUUCACGGUGCCUUCACUCAUGGUUGAAGAAAGCAAACACGUGCCCCACAUGUCGUCAUGAACUUCCAGCAGAGGAGAAUGAUAUAGCAGGAGAGGCACCUGAUGAUGAUGUUCUGAACUCAUUUUUGAGAUCGCAUGAAAGAGUAGGCUUGUCGGAUAUUCUACAAAUUUUUUCGAGUCCUUCUUCUGAGCGACCAAGAGCAGAAAUGAGAGAUCAACCCACAGGAAUGUACAUAUAA
Molecule: messenger RNA, 438 nt
Organism: Auanema sp. JU1783
Lineage: Eukaryota; Metazoa; Nematoda; Chromadorea; Rhabditida; Rhabditidae
Source: the annotation of a GenBank genome assembly